AAUACAGUACUGAAAUAUUGUGUUCCAGUCCAUCUAUAAUGUAACUUCCUUUUCCGUUAUCGCCAUACAUAGACGAUGUAUUCGGCGAGAGCUAAGAUUGUGAAACCUCAAGGCGAGAAGCCUGAUGAAUUUGAAUCGUCCAUCUCACAGGCUCUCCUGGAGUUGGAGAUGAACAGCGAUUUGAAAGCCCAGCUCCGUGAACUCUACAUCACAGCUGCCAAGGAAAUCGAUGUUGCGGGCAAGAAGGCCAUCAUGAUAUUUGUGCCAGUGCCCCAGUUAAAGAGCUACCAGAAGAUCCAGACUCGCCUCGUCCGAGAGCUUGAGAAGAAAUUCAGUGGCAAACAUGUGGUAUUCAUUGCACAGAGAAGAAUUCUGCCGAAACCAACCAGAAAGACCAAGAGAAAACAGAAGCAGAAGAGACCACGAAGCCGUACUCUGACGUCUGUCCAUGAAUCUAUCCUGGACGACCUGUGUUUCCCUUCUGAGAUUGUUGGCAAGCGGAUCCGGAUCAAGCUGGAUGGAUCCCGUCUUAUCAAGGUCCACCUUGAGAAAACCCAACAAACAAACAUUGAGCAUAAGUUGGACACAUUCACUGCAGUGUACAAGAAAUUGACUGGCAAAGACGUUAAUUUUGAGUUUCCCGAAUAGAUGCUCUUAUUUGUACAUUCAAAAUAAAUUAAUUGGCGAAGAA
Messenger RNA from Mya arenaria, 691 nucleotides. RefSeq names its product 40S ribosomal protein S7-like. The transcript is spliced from 7 exons. Gene Ontology annotation, cellular component: cytosolic small ribosomal subunit; small-subunit processome; 90S preribosome. NCBI's taxonomy places the organism in Eukaryota, Metazoa, Mollusca, Bivalvia, Myida, Myidae. Gene Ontology annotation, biological process: translation; ribosomal small subunit biogenesis; rRNA processing. Gene Ontology annotation, molecular function: structural constituent of ribosome. The record is from RefSeq and is a predicted model, not a curated record. Bases 76 to 648 code for a protein of 190 amino acids.